This is a messenger RNA of Drosophila kikkawai, 5136 nucleotides long. RefSeq names its product Mediator complex subunit 1 (gene MED1). Gene Ontology annotation, cellular component: mediator complex. Gene Ontology annotation, molecular function: transcription coregulator activity. Gene Ontology annotation, biological process: regulation of transcription by RNA polymerase II. The record is from RefSeq and is a predicted model, not a curated record. NCBI's taxonomy places the organism in Eukaryota, Metazoa, Arthropoda, Insecta, Diptera, Drosophilidae.
AGAAACGGUCACACUUCGCGGAAAAUAUCAGCCAUUUUGUUGUUUAAGCGUUGAAAAAAUUUUCGGCUCUUUUUCGAUUAGAAUUAAACGGAAAAGAAAACGUAUACAUUAAUAUAUUACGAAGGCCUCGCCGCCUUCAAGCCCAAAGCUUGGCUUAGUCAAGGAAAAUUCACUUUAAGCCAUCAAGAUGAGCGGUUCUAAUGCCAAAUCCUCGGGGACUGGCUUUGGGAACCUCGUGCUCAUUCCCAGCAUCGAGGAGAAAAACAAACAAAUCCAGCAGGAGACGAUGAUGGAGAAGUUGCGGGCAAAGUAUAGGAACAAGCCCAAGACGUACGAGGAGAUCAAGAAGUCUGUGCGAAUGUACUUCAUCGAGAAACACUAUCCGCUAGAUCCGCUAUGCAAGGCCACGCUGCAGGCGGCGCUAGACAAGCUGCAGCACUACAUUAAGGUGACAUCGCGCCAUGGCCUCGUCGAACGGCUGGAGAGCCUCUCAAGGCAGCUGGGCCUAAAAUUCAUGGAGGACCAGCAGCUACUGUUCAUCUCCACCGACAUGUUUUACGUCGAGAUCCUACUGGACGCCGCAGGAAGUCUGACAGACGUCAAAGUGCACCACGAGUGCAAGAUAGAGCAACAGUCCAGCGAACUGGUGGCUUGCCUGAAGUCCGGCGACUUCGCAGACUUUACGGUCCAGUUAGAGGGUCUCUCCUCUAUAUACCAGCUGAACGCCGAGCCGAAGGUUAAGAAGAAAGCGUUUGUUGCGUUGCAGGCUUUGGAAACGGACAUUCAGAGCCUCUACCAGAUGCAGUUACAAAAUCACUCCAGCGACAGCUAUGCCCUGAUGACCAGCUCCUCCGUCGGACUGGUGCUGCCUAGACGGGGAGGGCAUCCGAUGAAGCUAACAUACUUUUGCCCGCCCCUUCACCUGCCGGAGGGUGACCCGAAGUUGGCAAGUGGGGACUUCAGCAUUGAUAAAGUGAUGCGUAGCAGUCACGGCUUGAGUGCCACCGUCAACCUGGAAGGUUCUUCUGCAAACAAACUGCAGACUAUGCCCACGGUGUCGUUCGUACGCGAUGCACAAACGGGCCUAGAGGUCCCCACAUACGCUCAGCUCAACCAGAACAACUCCCUGCUAAUGCCGGCUACAUAUGUGCUACGUCUUAACAAGCCAAUGCCCGUGUGCCUGGAGUCGUUGAAGGGAUUGGGAUUACCCGGGCUGGAUGCGAUGGCUACACCCCCCACGGCGCCCACAACAGUGCUCAAUCUAAUUGUACAGACUGCGUCCAAGCAGGCGAUUAGGAACACACAGCGCGGGCUGUAUGUGAAUUUGCCGAAGGAAACGCACUGCUACUUCUUUACCGACAACCGUAAACUUCAGGGCACGCUUGUGUCUUCGCUGCCCUUCACGGAGCCCGCCCAAGUGCCGCGGAUCGUGGCGUUCCUGAAGAAGCAGGCACUGUUUUAUACGCUUCUAGCGAGCUGUGUUCGCGAGCAGCAAAAACAAUAUAAUGACAUGGACAGCACUGUGAUACUUGAGGUGACUGCCGUCUCCUUUAAUCAGAUCACCGUUGAGCUGCAGCACCCGUACGAAGAGUCGUUGGCUACGGUGGACUUCCUUCUGGAAGACGGUCAGCCCACAUGCAGCGUCUACUGCCUGAGUAAUGAGUACGAGCAGCUCUCGCAAAAACUAACCCGCACUGUCCGUAAGGUGGUUUCCAUUCCGAUGGUUAUCUACAAGCUGCUCAAGUGCUGGGACGAGGAGCACGAGUUCAAACUGCAUGGCGUUAUUGGUCCCGGAGCGGGCGCUGCGGGAGCAAUCGGAGGAGGAGGCGGCGGCGGAGGAUCAGUAGGAGGCGGAGGCGGAGGCGGAUGCACCAGUAAUUUCAAUCAGUUCACCAUGGACACGGCACCGCCUCCAGAUGGUAGUCUGCCUGGCGGUGGUUUCGCCAACAUCAACAACCUCAAGAUGGACUCGAAAACGCGAUCCCUGGCCGAUUCCUUUGCUGCCUCAACCUCGGCUGCUGCGGCCAUCGCCGGUUUGAUAAACCUUAAGCGCGAAACGGAUCCCCAGGCUGGCAUUUCACCUGGUGGAGCCUCCGUUAGCUGCACCUCCAGCUCCUCGGCCGCCGUAAAAACAACCGAUCAGGAAAUUGCUGACAAGUACAAGAAUAUUUGGAAGGACAAGACCCCGAAUCUGAAGCAUUGCGUCAGCAUUACUCCCAUUUCAGGAGACGGCAAGUCAAGUUCUGUCGGAUCGACAAGCACUGGUGGAGUCGUCGCAGGCGUCGAGGUUCAACGAACUGGUGGCAUUGAGAUAAUCCCACUUAACGCCCAGACUUCUGUCGCUGGCGGUGGGGCAGCUUCCUCGUCCAGUGCGGCAGCCACGACCAUAACCAUCACUCCCAUCACGGGAGGUAAGGAAUCCAUUAAGGAGUCGUCGAAGAAGAGUAACACCACUACGGUCGGAUCAGGUGGGGCAACUAAGCGACCACAUGAGAGCAUUGCCAGUGGCUCCUCGUCUAGUGGGGGCGGAUCAAGUGGAUCGACCUCGUCCUCUACAAGCAGCAGCUCCUCCGAUACCCAAAAAGAAAAGAAACGCAAAAAGAAGCGCGACGAUUCACCGAUGGGACCUCCGGAGAAGAUCUACUCGCGCCAAAACUCGCCAGCUGCUGGUGGUGAUUGCUCCACGUCGGGUGGAGUAGUGCGAAAGUUUUCGUCACCCUCGUCGUCCCCAAAGGCAGGUGGCGCUGGUCAGGGUCUAAUGGCUGGAGUGCCUCCGGGGCGUCCAAGCCCGAAGCACUCGCCCGUCUAUAGCAGUCCAAAGCACAAUACCGCCUCCAAUAGUCCAAAGUCUCCGUUUGGCACCCACUCUCCAAAGCACGGAUCCUCCGGCAAGCCGAGCAUGUCCACGCUGAAAAGUGCGGCCACUGCGGCAACAAGCCUGAGUCCCAAGGGGGACAAGUCCUCAUCCUCUGCGGGAGCCGUACCAUCUGGAGUAGUCCCCUCCUCUUCGGGUCCUGGUGUGGCUCCUGGUCUUGUGCGAUCCUUUGCAAGCGUGGGCGCACCGCCACCACCACCUCCAGUUCCUCCACUAACCAGCACGACUGGAUCAGUAGUGAGCGGAAGCAGCGGACAAAGCGUUAAAAAGGAGAAAUCGUCUUCUGGAUCCGGUUCCAAUUCCUCUUCAUCUACAAUGGCUGCAAGUGGUUCCUCCGUCGCCGCUGGAGGAAUUUCCCCAGCCAGUGUAGCGGCUGCAGUGGCCGCCUUGAAAUCCUCGCAGCAGCAGCAGCAGCUGAAGACUUCGGUGGCCAGUCUUUCUCAUUUAGCGGCCGGAGGAGGAUUAAGCAGCUACGCGGCCACCUCGGGAGCGGGUGGACCACCGGCAGCAUCAGCAUCAGUGGUGGUGGGAGCAGGAGUUGGAGCAGGAGCUUCCGGGAUGGAGCUGAGUGCCCUGCGGAAGAGUAUGGCGGGAGGUGCGGUUAGUUUGAUGACGUCGACGGCAGCUUUAGCAACAACAACCCAGGCAGCAGCAGUAACAACAACAGCAGCGCCAGUAGCAGCAGCAUCAGCGGGGCAAUUGGCUCCUCCAACAUCGCUGCUGGGAUCGCGUCAGGGUCCGGGGGCACCAGCAGCGGCGGCAGCAGCGCCAACAGCGGCAGCAACAGCAACACUAGCAACAACACAAGCAACAACAGCAGCAGCGGCAACGGCAGCAAUGCCACAACAGCAGCCGGGAGCGGUGCCUCCUAGUAGCUGCUUGACAACUAGCGGCUGCAGUUUGGACUCCGCCGGAGGCAACACUCUGGCCGGAGUUUCCACGGAGUACAUGGUGAAGCCCAGCAGCCAAGAGGGCCUUAAGCUAACCAUCAACAAGACGGGUAGCAGCAAGAGCUCCAGCUCCAGCUCUGGUUCUAGUUCCAUCUCCAGUUCUUCAGCCGGCGGGCAGGGAAAAUCGAAAAGCAGCAGUGGAGCUGUGGCGGGCUCAUCGGGGUCAUCUGGAUCCACCAAGAAGCAGCACACGGGCCUCAAGCCGGGCGUGAACAGUGGACCCGCCUCGAAAAAGGCCACAGCAGCAGCUACAGCCGCAUCUAGCUCUUCUUCCAGUAAGCAUCUCUUCCAGAAGGCGAAUUCCUCUGGCAAUUUGAGCACCAAAUUGAGUGGCUCGAGCGCAGGCGGAGGAGUGCCGCUUACAAAGAGCAACAGCACAAACUCCUUCCAAGAACACAACGCCCCUAGGCGACGUCCCAGCAUGGGCGGACUCGCCACCGUUAGUGGUGGUGGCGGCAAUUCCCAGCGCAAAUCUAGUAGCACUGUGGUGGGCAUAGGCGGAUCUUCAGGAGCAGUUUCGCCAGCUGCGCACGGUGGCUCCACCUCACAGCCUCCGCCGCGAUUUGAUCAUCACACCGACAUGAUGACCAUCCUGCAGUACGCUUCCCCCACGAUGGCCGCCAGUAUGGAGGGGUUCAUCAAAGGUCUGCACAAUAAGUUCCAGAUACCGAAACUUUCACAACGAGGAAGCGGGACAAAUCCCCCCAGUGGACGCAGUACGCCCAGUUCGGACCAGCUGAGCACGGCCACAGCUUCCACAUCUAGUGCAACUGUCGCUUCAAGCGGACUGCCAGACCCAGAGGCCAAGCCGCCGGUGCCACAUCCUUCGCCCGGUGCCAAUGAGGGCCUCCUCAACCUAAGCAGCACGGCCGGAAUGCCGUCUGGGGAUGGCAUUGAUGAGGAGCUUCUGGCCAGCCUGGCCGGCGAAUGACGGAAGGUGCACGUCCAAGAGAUAUUCCUGUUGCUCUAUGCGAUUCGCAUUGGUUAGGCGAGUUUUGAAAUUAAGAUUAAGAUAGAACCCAACUUGGAUCACUGUUAAACUAAAAGUUAUACUUAAUCUCUUCAAUUUACCUUUUAUUUUAACUUAUUGUUCUUAACUCUUAUGGCCAAUAUAAAUAUUUGUUUAAAUUAAAAAAAUUACAUACAAUUUGGUACAAAAUCUCAGAGAUUACAAUGGAUUCUGUUGAGUCGCAAAAUAAAAAAAAGAUCUGUUAAACCUCUAUUUAACGAUAUAUUUAAUAAAGCAUAGCGAUAUCAAAUGCGAAACGCGUCGCUCUAAAUAUUAUAUAAAAUAUAAAGAUAUUCAACAAA